This is a messenger RNA of Mytilus trossulus (common blue mussel), 2428 nucleotides long. RefSeq names its product zinc finger protein OZF-like. Gene Ontology annotation, biological process: regulation of transcription by RNA polymerase II. The record is from RefSeq and is a predicted model, not a curated record. Gene Ontology annotation, cellular component: nucleoplasm. Gene Ontology annotation, molecular function: RNA polymerase II cis-regulatory region sequence-specific DNA binding; DNA-binding transcription repressor activity, RNA polymerase II-specific. The coding region runs from base 805 to 2160 and encodes 451 amino acids. The transcript has 2 exons. Lineage: Eukaryota; Metazoa; Mollusca; Bivalvia; Mytilida; Mytilidae.
CAUUGAUUAUCGCCCCUUGGUCUUGUUUAUUUAUUUUCGACCGUCCACAAAAAGCAAGGAUGAUAUAAUUACUGGUACAUCAUGUACAUGUAAUCCAUGACGAGAGUGUAAAAGAUGUUAAAUAAAGAAAACAAAACUGUGAAAUAGCAGACCAUUUGAUGCAGAGACACAUUAAACAUGAGGUAGAACUCACAGAGAAACAUUAAAAAUGAGGUAGAACUCACAGAUAACAUUAAACAUGAGGUAGAACUCACAGAGAAAAAUUAAACACGAGAUAGAACUCACAGAGAAACAUAUGCAUUAAACAUGAGAUAGAACUCAUAGAGAACCAAUAAAUGUGACAAUGUUCGUGACAACGAGGUAGAACUCACAUAGAAACAUUAAACAUGAGUAAGAUGUCCAGAUAAUACACUAUUUAAAAAGUUGUAUGUGUGCAUCAGUUUAUUCAAAGCUUUAUCUCAAAGAAUCAGAGGAGAAAUAAAGGCAACAGAGAAUACAUACCAUUGGCGAUAAACCUGUUAAAUUUAAAGAAUGUGAUAGAAGGUACAGUUCAAGUUGGACUUGAUACACAUACAGAAUCACAGUAGAAAUACAUUUUUAAAGGCAGGAGAGAACAUACCUUUGGCAAUAAACCUGUCAAAGAAUGUCAUAGAAGGUAAAGUUCAAGUUUGGUUUGAUACACAUACAGAAUUAUAGGAGAAACAAAGGCAACGGAGAACACAUACCAUCGGCAAUAAACCUGUCAAACUUAAAGAAUGUGGUAGAAGGUACAGCUGAAGUUGGGCUUUAUACACAUAAUUUAGAAUGGAUACUGAUGAUACCUAUUCCCCAUGUAUGGUAUGUGGUAAAGGUAAAGACUGCAGAUCACUCAACAUACAUACAAGAAUUAAUACUGGCGAGAAACCUUACACAUGUGAUGUAUGCAGUCAAGAGUUUAGUGACCAAAGUAACUACUAUAGACACAUGAGAAUGCAUACAGAUGAUAGACCUUACAAAUGUGAUGUAUGUGGUCAGGGAUACAGUGACGAAAGUCACUACUAUAAACAUAUGACAAUACAUACGGGUGAUAAACUUUACAAAUGUGAUGCAUGUGGUAAAGAGUUUGACAACAACAGUGCUUGUCUUAGACACAUGAGAAUUCAUACGGGUGAAAGACCUUACAAAUGUGAUGUAUGUGGUAAAGGGUUUAUUGCACGCCAGGCUUGUGACAUACACAGAAGAACUCAUACGGGUGAAAGACCUUAUAAAUGUGAUAUUUGUAAAAUAGAGUUCCGUGAUCCAAGCAGCUUUAUUAGACACAUGAGAAUACAUUCUGGUGAUAAACCUUACAAAUGUGAUCUUUGUGGACAAAUGUUUCGCCAUAACAGUUCUUGUGUUAGGCACAUGAGAACUCAUACUGGCGAGAAACCUUACACAUGUGAUGUAUGUGGCACAGGGUUUCGUGACAACAGUUCCUACGUUAGACACAAGAGAAUUCAUACAGGUGAGAAACCUUACAUAUGUCAUGUAUGUAGUAAAGGCUUUAAAAACAGCAGUCAUUAUAAUACACACAUGAGAAUUCAUACCGGUGAAAGACCUUAUACAUGUGAUGUAUGUGGUAAAGGGUUUAAGGACCACAGUUCUUUUAAUAGACACAAGAGAACUCACACUGGAGAAAAGCCUUACACAUGUGAUGUAUGUGGGAAAGGGUUUAGUGAAAACAGACAUUAUCAUAGACACAUGCGAAUUCAUAAUGCUAUAAAACCCUACACAUGUGAUGUCUGUGGUAAAGGAUUUAGUGAAAACAGUCAUUAUCAAAGACAUAUGGGAAUUCAUGCUAUAAAACCCUACACAUGUGAUCUAUGUGGUAAAGGGUUUAAUAACACUAGUAAGUAUGAACGACACAUGAGAACACAUACUGGCGAAAAGCCUCACACAUGCUCUGUCUGUGGUAAAGGGUUUGAUUACACUAGUGGCUACAAUAGACACAUGAGAACACAUACUGGUGAGAAGCCUUACACAUGUGAUGUGUGUAGUAAACAGUUUGGUGACUAUAGUCAAUAUCUAAGACACAGGAGAACACAUAAUCUUGAUAAUGGUGAAAAACUUGAACAUGUUGAAGCUUACAAAAGUGAAGAAGCAGUAGUAUGUGAUAAAGGGAAAGAAAUUUUAUUCGUUUAAAAAAGGGAGGGUGGUGAAAACAAAUGGCGUUGACAAAUGUUAUUCUUUAAGAUUUCAGAUAAGAAUUUCAACAUACUUGCCCCAACUGUUCAGGGUUUGACCUCUGCAGUAGUAUAAAGCUGCACCCUGCAGAGCACCUUGUUAUAUUAAUUUAUUGUCUUUAUUUUUCUAAUUUAAAUUAUUAAUGUUUAGAGUGACUUGUAGAUUAGUGUAUUUUCAUUUUUGUUAAUAUUUACAUUGUAUUGUAGAGUAUUUGUCAAAACACAUG